CCCCCCUGUCCUCAUGUCCAUCAAGGCUUCCUGUGUGGUGUGAGGUGAGUGUCUGCUGCAGCAGAUGUGGGUGACCAGAUCCUGCCUAAGCAGCACGCUGGAGAUGUGGGUGUUCAGCUGUAGCAUGAAAUAGCAUGCAGCAGAGCUGUGCUAUGAAAACGAGACUUUCUGGUCCAGAGGCAACGCAUCAUCCCAGGAACACACCUGGUUGUUCAUCUGCCAUCCUGCAGCGGUGCGAAGGUUUUGGGGCAGCGGGCGAGGGGUUGGCGUGGGGUGAACAGGACCAGAGGGUGCCCGUUCCCACACCUCGCUGCUCCUCCUGCCAGCAGCGGAGCUGCCCCACCAGGCUGAUGCCAGCAGAUCGGAGCAGACUCGUUCCAGCCAGACCCGGGCCAGCUCCUCCAGAACCGGAGAUGCUUGGAAAAUACCUCUGAGAGGCGAAAAGGACUCGGGUUACAGCUCCGGGGUGGAUCGGGGCUCCUGCAAGGGCCCGCCUAGGGGAGGACCCAAGGAGGGACGGGCUCGCAGAGCUCUUGCAAACUUGCCUUUAGAAGCCCGUGGUUCGCAGCCCAUCACGGACCGAAGCUUGCCUGAAACUUUUCUUGGAAGGCACUUGGCUCUUUCUGGCUUGGGAAGCACCUCUGCCCUCCCGAGAUGGGGAUCUCCUUGCUGAAGAGCUGGCCUGGUUUCCUGUGGUGGGGGGACCAAUGCUAAAUGUCAGGUUUGGAUGCGGUGGUUGUGCUUCCAGGACAGCAGCGAUGAAGCACUGCUUUUACAAUGAGACGGUGGGGUUCUUCUACAACAACAGCCGCAAGGAGCUGACCACGUACUGGAGGACGAAGGACGUCCUGGUGGUUGCCCUGGGCCUGACGGUGAGCGUCAUCGUGCUGCUGACCAACCUGCUGGUCAUCACCGCCAUCAUCAUCAACCGCCGCUUCCACUACCCCAUCUACUACCUGCUGGGCAACUUGGCAGCUGCUGACCUCUUCGCUGGCAUCGCCUACAUGUUCCUCAUGUUCCACACGGGGCCCAGGACUGCAGAGCUCUCCCUGAAGACUUGGUUCAUCCGUCAGAGCCUGUUGGACACCAGCCUGACCGCCUCCGUGGUGAACCUGCUGGCAAUCGCGGUGGAGAGGCACCAGACUGUUUUCACCAUGCAGUUGCACAGCAAAAUGUCCAACCAGCGCGUGAUGAUCCUCAUCUUCUGCAUCUGGGUCACGGCCCUGCUGCUGGGGCUCAUCCCGUCCUACGGCUGGCACUGCCUCUGUGCCCUGGAGAAGUGCUCCAGCAUGGCGCCGCUCUACAGCAGGAGCUACCUGACCUUCUGGGCCAUCUCCAACCUGGUCAUCUUCCUCAUCAUGGUGGUCGUGUACACGCACAUCUUCAUCUACGUGAAGAGGAAGAUGACGCGGAUGUCCAAGCACACCAGCUUCCACCCCCGCUACAAGGAGACCAUGAUCAGCCUCGUCAAGACAGUCACAAUUAUCCUAAGGACAACGAGAUGCGUAGCACAUUCCGGAGGAUCCUCUGCUUCAUCUGUUAUAGGAAUUCCAAAUACACACCCACGGUGGUGAAGUUAAACACCACAGACCGCAGAACACUUUCUCAGAACGGGCACUUUACCGUGGACUCCUCUAUUUAGCUCUUCAGCAUCGCUGCUCUGCGGUGGCCACUUUCUGGAUUAAAAAAAGAGCAGAGGCUAAGAGCAACCUGCUUCUAAAGCAGUAGAGACUUCUCUGUUGUGCUCAAGCAUAAAUGUUUCUAUAGAAUGCUUGUCAUCGAUAAAGGACGAGGUGCUUUUAAGGAACUGCUGAAUGGUGCGUUGUUUAGGACAAACGUACUUUGAGUAGCAUUGUUAUUAAAGACUGCUAUUUCUAAAGCAAGGUUGAUUUAAUUUAGCAGCUUCUAGAAGCAUGCUGUAUGCAACGGGAAUCUCGUGUGAUCUCUCCACAAGGAAAGUAUUCUCGUGGUACUUCAGUAUUACUGCCUUCAGAAAUAGUCAUUCCGGUGGUAGCGUGCUUCAAAGACCCAAAGCCCUUCAGUUUUACUCAUUGCUUCCUAAACAGAGCUGCCUAGUGUUUCCCAAGAGGGUCUUAUUCGGGUUGUGUUCCACACUUUUCAGAAGUCGUAUUCUUCUUAAAGCCUCUUCAGAGAGGAAUCUGUUUGAAUUGCUUCCUGAGAAGCAGAUUCCUGCUUUCCGAAGUGUCUGUUACUGAAUUUCAAAGUAUUUUGGGCUGCUGGAGGGUGUCUUAAGAGCACCUAAUUCUUCCCUAAAAUGGAGAGUGGUGCUGUAACUAACUGCAGUUGUGUUUGUGUUCUGCUAAGUGAUACCAUGUGGUAUGCACAAGUUCAUUGCCUAUUCAUAAAUGUGGAGUGAGUCAUGUUCCCAUUAAACCAUCUUUCUACUCGCUGAAAGCCCUUUGGGACAGGUUUAGGUUAGAUUCCAAGGCAAUCAGUAUUUUUGCCUUAGGUUUUAAUGUGCAGUUUGUACCUUAAUAUUCAACUGCGCCAAUAAUGUGUUAAGUCUGUUCAAAUGUAGUCUUUCUCUCAGCAAAGCACCAUAAGAAGUUAGCAGUAUUAUUUAAUAUCAAUGCGAGUAGGAUCUAGUUUUCUGAGCAAAUCCAUUUGCUGCAUCUGACACGCAAUGUAAACAGUCCCUCUUGAUUGUGAGGCCCUGACUGGAGAGCAGAUGCUCUGCUGGCAGAAGAAUAUUCAUGGCCAAGGAACUGUAAAUGCAUUUUGCAGGUUUCCCUCACCUUCACUUAAAUUUUUAAUGGUGUGAAUGUGCCUGCAUCAGUCCAAAAUCUAUAGUCAUGGGUUUUUGUGAGAGCGGAGAGGCUAAGAGAAGGCAGUUUUUUGAGUAUUUGCAUUGAAGUCUAAACUUGGAAUUUCAGGGUUUUUCAAUAAAAUGGCCUGGUUCUGUCAGAUGACCAGCUUCCUGAUUGAUCACCUCAGGUGACGUGGCAGAGAAGACAACUUACUGGAGGGAUUGUUGUUCAAAUGCACAUGUAUGGACUUUCUUGCAGAACAUGGUCAGGAAAGUGACUGUGUUAAGGUGACGCACUCUUGGAUUGACUAAAACAGCCUUGGAAUAUGGUUCCUGUCUUUGUGUCCCAGAGACUUUUUGAAUAAAUACUUUGUCCUGGGUUUUA
Messenger RNA from Cygnus olor (mute swan), 3152 nucleotides. It is a transcript of the gene LPAR2, whose product is annotated as lysophosphatidic acid receptor 2. Gene Ontology annotation, biological process: G protein-coupled receptor signaling pathway. Lineage: Eukaryota; Metazoa; Chordata; Aves; Anseriformes; Anatidae. The record is from RefSeq and is a predicted model, not a curated record. The transcript is spliced from 3 exons. Bases 708 to 1574 code for a protein of 288 amino acids. Gene Ontology annotation, molecular function: lysophosphatidic acid receptor activity. Gene Ontology annotation, cellular component: membrane.